UCUUGUCCUGCCUCUGGCAUUUUUAUGCAAUGACGAACUGUGUUUACAUUCCAUUUGAUUUUAUCACGAUUCGUAGUAUGGGCAUUUCGAGGUAUCUCUACGUCGUCAUAGAAACACAAGAAAUAUGUGUGGUCGAGCGUGUUGUUCUUUGAAUCCGGAUACCGUGUCUCGUGCUUGCAAUUACAAGGAUGCGAGCGGUAAAUGGCGUACGACCUCGUGGAUUAAAGGCGACGUCGAGUACAAGCCGUCCUUCAAUAUCGGACCCAAGGACGCUUUACCUUGCAUCGUAGCUGGUUCACAUUUUGGGAAACAAGAUGGGAGAGUCGUUUGUUCUAUGAUGUGGAGCAUGAUUCCACCCUGGCACGAGGGUGAUUAUAGAAAGCACACUCUGUCUACGCAUAAUGCACGCUUGGAAAACCUUCAGAAGUCUACAUUGUACGGUCCACUGCUUCGCAGAGGACAGAGGUGCAUUGUGGUUUGCGAAGGUUUCUAUGAAUGGAAAGCUGGAAAGACUAAGAAAGAUACCAAGCAACCCUAUUACAUUUAUGCCACGCAAGAUAAUGGUAUAAAAACAGAUGAUUCUACAACAUCGAAGGAUGAAUGGUCAGAAGAAAGCGGAUGGAAAGGAUUUAAGGUUUUGAAAAUGGCAGGAAUAUUUAAUAAAUUUAAGACUGGAGAGGGUAAAAUAAUAUAUAGCUGUGCUAUAGUUACAACAGAAUCAAAUAAUGUCUUAUCUUGGUUGCAUAACCGUGUACCUGUAUUUUUAAAAACGGAAGAAGAUUCACAGAUUUGGCUGAACGAAGAGCUGUCGGUAGCUCAAGCUAUUAACAAACUAAACAAAUUAACGUUAUCAGACGGAGAUUUAAGUUGGCAUACAGUCUCAACGAGCGUAAACAAUGUGUUGUAUAAAAGCGAAGAUUGCAGAAAGGAGACAAAGGCUAUAGAAGAGAAAAAAAGUAACUCUAGCAGUUUCAUGGCUUCCUGGCUGAAGAAGGGGAGCGAAGAGUUAGCUAAGAGAAAAAGUACAAAUACCGAUGAUGACCAUAGUUACGGAAAUGGAAAGAGCGACGAAACGCCGUCAAAAAUUGCGAAGAAAGAAUAAUUUUCUUAAAUAAUAUAGAAACACAAGUUAAAAGUAGAAUAAGAAUAUCUUCUACCUCAUCUUUUAUAUAUCUAUUUAAUAUAUAUCUCUGUAAUACUUUUAUGUCUUAACGCGUACAAAAGCAGUAGGAUUUUAAGUACAUACAAUCGUAAUUUUAUACAUGUCAUUGUAAUACAAGAAACAUUUCCUCUGACUUUAGAAUAGGAUUCCCUUUAAAUUAGAAAAAAGUAUGUCGCUCUGUAAAC
Molecule: messenger RNA, 1347 nt
Organism: Hylaeus volcanicus
Lineage: Eukaryota; Metazoa; Arthropoda; Insecta; Hymenoptera; Colletidae
Product: abasic site processing protein HMCES
Exons: 6
Coding region: 125-1102 (325 amino acids)
Biological process (GO): DNA damage response
Molecular function (GO): single-stranded DNA binding
Source: RefSeq, a predicted model, not a curated record